Dicentrarchus labrax (European seabass) is the source of this 3571-nucleotide messenger RNA. Its product is annotated as high affinity cGMP-specific 3',5'-cyclic phosphodiesterase 9A-like. Gene Ontology annotation, biological process: cGMP catabolic process. Gene Ontology annotation, molecular function: 3',5'-cyclic-GMP phosphodiesterase activity. Bases 967 to 2574 code for a protein of 535 amino acids. The record is from RefSeq and is a predicted model, not a curated record. NCBI's taxonomy places the organism in Eukaryota, Metazoa, Chordata, Actinopteri, Moronidae. The transcript is spliced from 14 exons.
UUCUUCUUCUUCGAGUUUUAAUGGCGGUUGGAAGACCAGCUCAGUGGCGCAGUGGCGCCCCCUGCUGGACUGGAGGAGAGCGGCAGGACACUCAAACAUAAACAACAACAACAAACUAAAUUCUCUCAGUUAUUUUUAAAUAAUUAAUCAAACGAUUACACCAUUUCUUUCUACAAUGUUAUAUUAUUAAUUAUUAUUAUGAAUUUCCUCCUUUCUGGAUCAGAUCUGCUGCAGUGUGUUUAAAUGUGUGUGAGAAUUUAGUUAUUUUGGGGUUUUUUCUUUUCUUUUUUGUUUCAUUUAAAAUAUGUUUUAAUUAAAAAAUUAUAUUUUAAAUUAAAUUAUAAAGUUACUUUAACUUUACUGUAAUAAAUACUUACUUUUAUUCCAUAUGUUACUGUUACAGUAUAUUUUUGUAUAUUUUGCAUCAAAAGAAACUGCUGUAUAAAUAAAGGAUUUGCCAUGAGACAUGCUGAUGUUUUAUGUAACCAUUGACAGUAUGUAUAAUAGACUGACCUCUCGGGUCUGAAAAGUGUCUUAAACCUUUACAUUCUCUGUAAUGGUCAGCAGGGGGCGCUCCACUGGCUAUUGCUGAAAUGUAAGAGGAAUUAGUUUUAGCAUUUUCUGAAUUUAAAGCAUGGGAUUGGAGGAGAAAGGUGACAUAUUCUAUAUGAACUAUAGACUGUUGGUCUAUGAACUGAUCCAAUAAACAGCUGAUCGCUCUGAUGGAUGCACACACUGUGUUUAUCUUUGUGUUUGUGUUGUAUUUCUGAGGUAGGAUAUCUUUUGCAGUGUUAUUUGUGGGAGGUUUAUGUUUGUUAAUGUGUUUCGCUGUUAGCAGGAAUGUUUGCUUUGUUCUCUUUUCUCUUAAACAUCUCAAAAAAUGUUUGGAAAUUACAAAAACAGCAGUGACACAAGGUGCAACAUGCAGAUUGUGAUUACUACCCAACCCUGGGAGAGGAGGGCUGGAUGAGUGGGUGGGCUCUCUGUCAGCUGCAGCUGGUCCAUUACAGACUGUUGGUGUCAGUGUCAAGAGGUCUCAUUUUCCUGUCUGGAGCAGGUCAUGUCCCACCUGGCUCUGGGAUGACUACAAAAAUCAUUCAUUUCAUGCUGAACGGGAGGCUGGAGCAAGCGGAGUUUGGAGCCGACUGCUCUGCUGCAGAUAUCAAAGAUCUGUUCCGGGCGGCGGCGGAGGCGGGGCCUCACCACAUCCUAAAGAUGUACAGCACAAACGGCAGCAUGUUGAACAUCUCCCCCCGGCUGGAAGCCAACAGCGAGGACUCGUACUACCGCCUGGAGGUGGUGGCGGCAGACGUUAAGAGCGUGGGGAUGCCGACAGAGCUGGACAACAUGGAAUGCAGGCUGCAUCAUCUGGAGAGCAAAGCCACUGAAGACGUGGGAAAGACUCCGGACAUCAUCUGUGAGCUUAAGAGCCAAGUGGAGUCUUUUAAGAGGAAGCUGGAGAGUGUGGAGCACCUGAGCUGGAUGGGUCUGUUCAAGGAAGACGGUGAUCAGCAGCUCUCCAAGUUCUCCCCGAAACCCCUAACACCUCAUCUGAGCGCGCAGGAGGAGCGCCAACAAGUCCGCAGGAAGUUCCUCAACAUGAGCUCGCUGCAGGUCACAGAAGAAGUGAGAGAGCAUCUGAAAACUCCCAUUUUUGACAACUGGCAGUGGGAGGAGGCGGAGAUGCUAGUGCUCCUCCAGGUGAUGUUCACCGACCUGGACUUCCUGACGGCGUUCCACAUCAAGCUGGAAGUCCUGCAGAACUUCCUGUUUGAGGUCUACUGCCACUACAACAGCAUCCCCUUCCACAACUUCAGGCACUGCUUCUGCGUCACUCAGAUGAUGUAUGGGCUGAUCUGGCUGACAGACCUCAGGAGUAAAUUAUCAAGAAUCGACCUGUUGAUUAUGUUGACCUCGGCUCUGUGCCACGACCUCGACCACCCUGGCUACAACAACGUCUACCAGAUCAAUGCGCAGACUGACUUAGCUCUUCGCUACAAUGAUAUUUCCCCCCUGGAAAACCACCACUGUGCCGUGGCCUUCGGCAUCUUGUCCAAGCCAGAGUGCAACAUCCUAAAAAAUCUGACCUGUGAGCAGUACAAACACAUCCGGGGAGGAAUGAUCAGAUGUAUUCUGGCCACCGACAUGGCGAGACACAACGAAAUUCUCAACAAGUUCAGAAUCAUGCAGCCGGUGUUCGACUUCACCAACAAGGACCACAAGGAAGUGCUGAUGAAGAUCAUGGUGAAGGUGAGCGACAUCUCCAACGAGGCGAGGCCGAUGACCGUGGCUGAGCCCUGGCUGGACUGUCUGCUGCAGGAGUUCUUCAACCAGAGCGACACAGAGAAACUCAAAGGGCUUCCAGUGACUCCUUUCAUGGACCGAGACAAAGUGUCCAAACCGUCCUCUCAGACCAACUUCAUCCGAUUCGUCCUCUUGCCGCUCUUCACCGAGCUCACCAAGCUGUUUCCCUGUCUGGAGCAGCACAUUCUGGAGCCGGUGCGACGAGCCCUGGAGUAUUACUCCGACAUGGAGAGGGCCAACAAGCAGGAGCAGGGGACGACCAAAGCAUGAGGAGUACGCGCUGGCCGACAGAGUUGUCAUUUAAAAUGUUGUGGAGGAUUUACGUCUUCGUUGUUUCUAGUUGGGAUUAUGUCCGCCAUUUCAAAGUCGUUAUAGUUUUAUAAGAUUUGGACACCAGUGAGACAUUAUUUAUUAUUAUUGGACAUGUUGGUGUAUUUUAAUAGGGCAGGAAUAAUCCUAUUUAUUGUUCAGUUAAUCUGCUGGAUUAUUACACGUUUUCCAUUUUCUGCAUAAAGAGCACGAUGAGGUUAAAGGUUAAGUCUGGUGAUAUUCUGCGUGCCUCAUUCCUGAGCGAGCGAUGGGAGGUCUUAAGCACAGAAAUAUAUAUUUUGAAGGGGAAUUACAGGCAAGGUACAAAGAGUGUAGAUAGUUACGCCAGUGAUUUGACUGGAAACGAUAGAGCCAGGUUGAGGGAGCGUGCAGGCAGAGUGGAGACGUUGUGAGAAGGGUUACUAUUGCACGUUAAUAUGGAUUAACAUCAUUUAGUCUUCAGUAGGAACCAAAAGGGCUCCUCCUGGUCCACAUACAACAGUUCCCGUUUGGAGCCACCAUUACAGUGUUUGUGAACCGUUCAUUUAACCUCCGCCACUGUCUCGCCAUCGCAUUUUAACUGCUAACUGAUCAUCGCUUUAUGGAUUUUAUUGAUGCUGAGUUGGCAAGAAAUCGUCGUACACGUUACUGUCCAAUCUCUGAAAAUAAAGAAUGACAUCAGACUUAUCCUUUGAAUUACCCAACAUGUGACUGUUUUGAUCAUUUGAUUGAUAUGAAUUAGUGACAAGAAAUGUAUUUUAUGUGCACAUUUAAAUAUAAAUAAAAUGCUUAUUUUUCAUGUCUUGCCAUCGCUGACUGUGUCACUAUAACAAAUGGGCUUUUUUAGAUGUAUAUUGUUUUCAACUUUGAAAGUCAACUUCCUUAUUGUGUACUUUUAUAUGUUGAUAUUGUGUGACUGUCAAUAAAGAUCUGCCUCUCUGCUUGGUGUUAAAUGACA